Balaenoptera acutorostrata (minke whale) is the source of this 2004-nucleotide messenger RNA. It is a transcript of the gene ALG2, whose product is annotated as ALG2 alpha-1,3/1,6-mannosyltransferase. The record is from RefSeq and is a predicted model, not a curated record. Gene Ontology annotation, molecular function: alpha-1,3-mannosyltransferase activity; GDP-Man:Man(1)GlcNAc(2)-PP-Dol alpha-1,3-mannosyltransferase activity. Bases 146 to 1396 code for a protein of 416 amino acids. NCBI's taxonomy places the organism in Eukaryota, Metazoa, Chordata, Mammalia, Artiodactyla, Balaenopteridae. The transcript is spliced from 2 exons.
CCCACAGAUUCGCGCUGACGUGACCUAACCUACGCACACGCCGCGGGGCGUGGUCGGUCCUCAUCUAGGGCCAGCUGGGAAGCUGGAGGAAGGAGCAUGCGCGGAAGCCCUUAAGCGUGCGAGGUGAAGGUGCGGCUCCCGGGCUAUGGCGGACGAGCAGGGCCAAGAUGAGGAUCUGGGUCCUAAACCGUCCGUGCUGUUUCUGCACCCGGACCUGGGUGUGGGCGGGGCCGAGCGGCUAGUUGUGGACGCAGCGCUGGCGCUGCGGGCUCGCAGAUGUAGCGUGAAGAUCUGGACGGCGCACUACGACCCCGGCCACUGCUUCGCGGAGAGCCGCGAGCUGCCAGUGCGUUGCGCCGGGGACUGGCUGCCUCGCAGCCUGGGCUGGGGCGGCCGCGGCGCCGCGAUCUGCGCCUACGUGCGCAUGAUCUUCCUGGCUCUGUACGUGCUGUUCCUUGGCGACGAGGAGUUCGACGUGGUAGUGUGCGACCAGGUGUCUGCCUGUAUCCCAGUGUUCAAGCUGGCCAGACGGCGUAAGAAAAUCCUGUUUUACUGUCACUUCCCAGAUCUGCUUCUCACCAGGAGAGAUUCUUUUAUUAAACGCCUGUACAGGGCCCCAAUUGACUGGGUAGAGGAAUACACCACAGGCAUGGCAGACUGCAUCUUGGUCAACAGCCGGUUCACAGCUGCCAUUUUUAAGGAAACGUUCAAGUCCCUGUCUCACAUAGACCCCGAUGUCCUCUACCCAUCUCUGAAUAUCACCAGCUUCGAUUCAGCUGUUCUUGAAAAGCUUGAUGACAUAGUCCCCAAGGAGAAAAAAUUCAUACUCCUCUCCAUCAACAGAUAUGAAAGGAAGAAAAAUCUGACUUUGGCACUAGAAGCCCUAGUAAAGCUGCGUGGAAGAUUGUCAUCCCAAGAUUGGGACAAAGUUCAUCUGAUCAUUGCAGGUGGUUAUGAUGAGAGAGUCCUGGAGAAUGUACAACACUACCAGGAAUUGAAGAAAAUGGUCCAGCAGUCUGACCUAGGCCAGUAUGUGACUUUCCUUCGGUCUUGCUCGGACAAACAGAAAAUCUCACUCCUCCACGGCUGCACGUGUGUGCUUUACACACCAAGCAAUGAGCACUUUGGCAUCGUUCCCUUGGAGGCCAUGUACAUGCAGUGCCCAGUCAUUGCUGUUAAUUCAGGCGGGCCCUUGGAGUCCAUUGUCCACAGCGUCACAGGGUUUCUGUGUGAGCCUGACCCAGUUGACUUCUCAGAAGCAAUAGAAAGGUUCAUCCAUGAACCUUCCUUAAAGGCCACAAUGGGACUGGCCGGAAGAGCCAGGGUGAAAGAGAAGUUUUCCCCUGAAGCAUUUACAGAACAGCUUUACCAGUAUGUCACCAAACUGCUGGUAUAAUCAGAUUUUUUUCAGGUCUUUAUGCUGUAUUCAUUAACAUCACAUUUGUAGAUUGUUGACCCAGUUUUGAAACCAAAGAAAAAAAGCCUAGUAUCUAGGGCAGAAGAGAUUUUUUUUUUUAACAUACUUGAAUCUUGAAUCUGAAUCACCUUCCUGUACCCCAUAUCUCCCAAUCUGCUUUUUUAGAAAAAAAUAGUAUCUUUUAGACUGUAAUAAUUCUGAGUCGUACCAGUGUUGAUUAAGAUGUAAAUAUGGUACAAUUUCACAUUCAGCAGAAUAUUUUAAUUAUAUGUUCUCUAGAUUGUUGCUCUACGUAUAAAUUUUGAGUUAUAUUGUGCCUUAUUUGGUUUUAACACUUUAAGUGUAUCAUCAUCAAAGUUGAUUAAUUUGGCUUCAUAAUGUAAUGAGAAGACACUUAAUGUAGUUUCCAGAAUCAGUCCACCUCAGUGUUCAGUGACCUCUGUUAGGAAAUUUUUGUUAGUCAUACCUUUGCCUGAAUCCAUAGCAAGAAUGCUUUGUAUUUUUUUUUUAACAAAGAUGAUUUGUUGUGUUUUUGCACACAGACAUGACAAUAAAUGAUGUUUAUCAUAGGAAGUGACAAAAUACUA